AUGUCCCACUUCGUAACAUCUCCCCUUUCAAAUCUUAAUUCUAACGUUUCAACUUUAAUAAAUACUCAAAUUACUCUUGAUUUACCAUUAACUCCGAACAGUUUUAUAUCUAAAUCACCAACAUUAAAAAAAUCUCGAGUAAUUGAAAAUAAUAAUGACAAUAUAACAAGUUUUGGAGAAAAUAAUGCUAAAAAAUUUGAAGAAGAUUGUUAUCCUAAGGUUAAUGCGAUACAUUACCAAGGAAAACAUACUUAUUACUAUCAAUAUAAUAUUUUGGAUUUGGGAAAUUAUCUAACAAAUGUGCGACGUACACAAAGAAGUAAAUUUCGAAUUCCAAAUGGUUAUCGGGUUCAAGUUUUAAUUUAUGAACUGGAUGUUAUUUGUCAAACAAAUUACGAAUUUAAUGAAAGGUAG
Messenger RNA from Diversispora eburnea, 414 nucleotides. Lineage: Eukaryota; Fungi; Glomeromycota; Glomeromycetes; Diversisporales; Diversisporaceae. The record is from the annotation of a GenBank genome assembly.